Tachyglossus aculeatus (Australian echidna) is the source of this 705-nucleotide messenger RNA. Its product is annotated as extensin-like. NCBI's taxonomy places the organism in Eukaryota, Metazoa, Chordata, Mammalia, Monotremata, Tachyglossidae. Bases 1 to 705 code for a protein of 234 amino acids. The transcript is spliced from 3 exons. The record is from RefSeq and is a predicted model, not a curated record.
AUGGCGCGCGGGAGCGCGCACGUCGGCCGCCUGCCACGCGCCCGCACGUGCACGCCCGGGCCCGGGGGCGCGCACCCCCCACCGCUCCCCGCUCGUACCUUCCCGUUGGGCGGCCGGACCGAUUCCCCCCCGCCCGGCUCCGAUGGCGCCGGGAACCCCGGACACAGCCACGCCUCCCGCCAGCCCGUCCUCCAAUCGGCGCCGAGAACCCCGGGCACAGCCACGCCUCCCGCUCGCGCGUCCUCCAAUCAGCGCGCGGAGAACCGGGGGCCCCCUCCAACCCCGCCCUUCUCACGGCCGCCGGCCAACCAGGGCCGAGCGCCAGGCCACGCCCCCUCCACACUCCUGUCCUCCAAUCGGCGACGAGCACCCCCGCCGCGCCCGCCAACCAGCGCCGAGCGCCAGGCCACGCCCUCCACACUCCCGCCCUCCAAUCAGCGCCGAGCACCCCGGCCCCGCCCUCCAACCACCACCGAGUACCCGCGCCGAGCUAUAAGGCCCCUUCGUCCAAUCAGCGCCGAGCUCCUCGGCCCCGUCCUCCAAUCAGCGCCGAGCGCUCAGGCCCCUCCCUCUACACGCCCUCCCUCCAAUCAGCGCCGAGCUCCGCGGCCGGCCGCGUCAUCCAAUCAGCGCCGAGCAUCUCGGCCCCGCCCUCCAACCGAACGGCCCCGCCCCCGAGCCGGGGCCGAGAAGCGCUCCCCAUAG